Messenger RNA from Benincasa hispida (wax gourd), 2121 nucleotides. Its product is annotated as 5'-3' exonuclease family protein. The record is from RefSeq and is a predicted model, not a curated record. Gene Ontology annotation, molecular function: 5'-flap endonuclease activity; metal ion binding; DNA binding. NCBI's taxonomy places the organism in Eukaryota, Viridiplantae, Streptophyta, Magnoliopsida, Cucurbitales, Cucurbitaceae.
GUCCUUCUCCGAACAAAAUAUUACAAACUCAGGACCGAUUCAUCUAUUUUCGUUGGCUAUUGCAUUUGCAGCAUCCAAUCUUUUUGCUUUAUGCUUGCCGCAUUCUUGUCUCUUCCACAUUUGUUAUCCCUACCGCCAUUAUCGAUGUACUGAGCUUCUGAUACAUUUGAUGUCCAAAAGAAAGUCAAAACCCCCAAACUUCACUUUGAAAAUCGGUGGCGUCCUAAUUAAAUGGGCAUAAAGGACCUCCUCAGAUUCAUGAAGCCAUACAUCGAGCCCAUUCACAUCAAGAAAUACGCGGGCAAACGUGUGGGUAUCGACGCCUAUUCAUGGCUGCACAGGGGAGCUUAUUCUUGUAGUAUGGAGAUUUGCCUUAAUUCUAAUGGUGAUAAGAAAUGGCGAUAUUUGGACUACUGUAUGCAUAGAAUCAAUCUGCUUCGUCAUUACAAGAUAGUCCCAGUUGUUGUUUUUGAUGGUGGGAAUGCUCCGUGCAAGGCAGUUACCGAGCAAGAGAGACACAGAAGAAGAGAGGCGAACAGGGAAUUAGCGAUGGAGAAGUUGAAGGAAGGGAAUGUUGGUGCUGCCUCUGAGCUUUUCCAGCGUGCAGUGAACAUUACUCCCUCCAUAGCAAAUCAACUUAUAAAGCUUCUUAGAGAACACAACAUUGAAUUUGUGGUAGCCCCUUAUGAGGCUGAUGCACAGUUGGCAUAUCUUUCCAGCCUUGGAGCACAAAACGGAGGAAUUGCAGCUGUGAUUACAGAGGAUAGUGACCUGAUUGCAUAUGGUUGUAAAGCUAUAAUCUUUAAGAUGGACCGAUACGGCAAUGGGGAAGAGAUGGUGCUAGAUAAGAUUUUUAACUCUGCAGACUGCACACCUUCCUUCAGAAAUUUUGAUAAUGAACUGCUCACGGGUAUGUGUGUCUUAGCUGGCUGUGAUUUUCUUCCAUCUGUUCCUGGAAUUGGCAUUGCAAAGGCUUAUGCCCUGGUCUCCAAGUAUCGGAAUUUGGAACGUGCUCUCUCUGUUUUGAAGCUUGAGAAAAAGAAACAAAUGCCUGAAGAUUACUUCAAACUUUUCAGACAAGCUAUGGCAGUCUUUCAGCAUGCACAAAUAUAUGAUACCGAAGCAAGGAAGCUUAGACACAUGAAACCUCUUUCCCCGGAGCUUCUGCAGGCCCUAGAUGAAGAAAUUGAUUUUUUGGGACCAGAUAUGCCUCCUUCAAUAGCCGUUUCAAUAGCCGAAGGAAGGUUAAACCCCAUAACUAUGGAGGCCUUUAACUAUUUCUCAAGUGAAGAAUGUCACCAAGACCUUAUACAAAUAAAAAAUAACGAAAGACUUCCAAGGACCGAGGCAGCUGAGGUAUCUGGGAAGGAGAGCUGUUUUACGGUCUUCGUCGUUAAGGACAGAGAAAGACAUAUCCCUGAUAAGAGAAUUAAACCCAUUGUAGGUGAUAAGAAUUCUAAAGAAUUGGCAAUUGAGAAGCUAAUUACACCGUUGAGUAUUCAGAGAACAAAUGAAGACAAAACCGUUCUCGACUACAAAUCAAUAAAGACUCCUGACAACAAUCCAUUCAAGAGAAGGAAAGCUGAUGAAUUGCAGUUGGAUCUAGCACAGAGUGUUGAUAAAGAAGUUUCAGUCAUAAGUGAAGAUAAAUACGAGGAACUAUCAUGUGAGACUCCAGAUAACUUAAUAUUAAAAUCUUCCAAAAAAAGAAAACAAAGCGAAGCUCUCUCUGAUCAAAUGGAUAAUGUUACUGAGCAUAUAUCGGGGAUAACCCAAGAGGAGGAUUUGCUGCUGUUAGAAUUGACACCAGAAUCCCAAAAGAGUGUGAGCUCAAAGACGAGCAGUGUCAUAGGUAGAAAAAGAGUUGUAGGCAAGGAGAACAAGAGAAAAAACAACUGUAACAGUACAGGGAUUCCAAAGAAUAGUAUAUUGAACUUUUUCUCUAGAGUAUGAUUAUGUAAAAUUCUGUCUUGAAAAUGCAUUCAGAAUUUUUGCCAGGGAAAUCUUGUGUUUUUGCAUUAAUCCACUUGGAGUGUAAUCUUACUGCAUGGAUUGACCAACAUGGAAAUCGUUUUAAAUAACGAUUGCAGAUUAUAAUGAUAUUGAUAAAGUAGAGGCAGU